AUGUCUUUCAGCUUCUCCGACCAUUCCCACAGACGCUACAACCCAUUGACGAACAACUAUGUUCUAUGCUCUCCCCACAGAGCGAAAAGACCAUGGCAAGGUGCUGAAGAGCUGGCGGGGAAAAUCGAGAUGCCGAUGUACGACCCCAAGUGCUACUUAUGCCCUGGUAACGAACGCGCUGCGGGUGGUCACUCCAACCCAAAGUAUCAAUCCACUUAUAUUUUCGAAAAUGACUUUCCUGCUGUUCAAUUGUCUCAACCAGAAUUGGCCGAAGACCUGCUUUUUGAAGAGGGAGAGGAAGAGCUGGUGAGACUGCUCAAGAAAAAACUCAUGCGCGUCCGGAGUGUGCAAGGAAAUUGCUAUGUGAUAUGCUUCAGUCCUAAUCAUUCCUUGACACUUCCGCUCAUGACAAGGGCCGAGAUAGUCGAAGUGGUUCAGGCAUGGAAGGAUUUGUACAUUGAAACACAGAGAAAAGCCGUGCAAGAGAAAGCACCAUACUCGUAUCUCCAGAUUUUUGAGAAUAAGGGUCUGGCAAUGGGAUGCUCAAACCCUCACCCCCAUGGACAGGCUUGGUGUUUGGACGUAGUGCCAACAGAGGUUCAACAUGAAUUCGACAAUAUGGCAGCAUACACCAAAAAAAAUGGGUCCCAUUUGCUCGGAGACUACGUUGCCCUAGAGCUUGCCGAGAAAAAAAGAGUCGUCGUUGCCAACGACUCGUUCGUGGCUGUGGUGCCCUUUUGGGCCCUCUGGCCUUUUGAGACUUUAGUCAUUGCAAAAAACCAUAUUGCAUCUAUUGAGGAUUUCUCUGAGAAAAAUAAGGAGGAUUUGGCGCUGAUUUUAAAGUGUUUGACUACUAAGUACGAUAACUUAUUCAAAACAUCGUUCCCAUAUUCUAUGGGAUUGCAUCAGGCCAAGUUGGGCGCUACUGAAGAAGAGAAGAAAAACGCAUGGUUCCAUAUGCAUUUUUAUCCUCCAUUGUUACGUUCAGCAACAGUGAAAAAGUUUUGUGUUGGAUUUGAGAUGUUGGGCGAGGCACAGAGAGAUCUAACUAGUGAACAAGCUGCAGCAAGAUUGCAGGAACUAGAUGGAGAAACUCACUAUUCGAGUGCUUGA
Molecule: messenger RNA, 1113 nt
Organism: Australozyma saopauloensis
Lineage: Eukaryota; Fungi; Ascomycota; Pichiomycetes; Serinales; Metschnikowiaceae
Gene: GAL7
Product: UDP-glucose:hexose-1-phosphate uridylyltransferase
Exons: 1
Coding region: 1-1113 (370 amino acids)
Biological process (GO): beta-D-galactose catabolic process via UDP-galactose, Leloir pathway
Cellular component (GO): cytoplasm
Molecular function (GO): UDP-glucose:hexose-1-phosphate uridylyltransferase activity; zinc ion binding
Source: RefSeq, a predicted model, not a curated record